Colletotrichum graminicola M1.001 is the source of this 4566-nucleotide messenger RNA. Its product is annotated as patatin-like phospholipase. Lineage: Eukaryota; Fungi; Ascomycota; Sordariomycetes; Glomerellales; Glomerellaceae. The coding region runs from base 1 to 4566 and encodes 1521 amino acids. Gene Ontology annotation, cellular component: endoplasmic reticulum. Gene Ontology annotation, biological process: lipid metabolic process. The record is from RefSeq and is a predicted model, not a curated record. The transcript is spliced from 3 exons. Gene Ontology annotation, molecular function: phosphatidylcholine lysophospholipase A1 activity.
AUGUCGUCUUCCGACAUUUCGAGUGCCGCUCACGCGGUGUCAGAAAGCUUGUCGGCAACGAUGAAAACCUCUUCCGAUGCCCUGCCUUCUGCCUUUACGCGCGCGCAGGAAGUCGUCGCAGCCCAGGGGUCGUCUAGUUGGUUGGGUCUGUUUGGCCGGUUGAUUCUCGCCAUUCUGUCUUUGAUCUCCUCGAUCCUCUACUGGGCCAUACGGAUCGUUACCAUUACCAUCCCAACCGUCCUCUUCACCAUGUUCUCAACGAGCUGGACCGUGACGAUGAACGCUACUACGUUAAUGGUCAUAAUGGUCGCCAUUAUAUCUGCUGUUAGUUGGGUGGUGCGAUACCGCAUCCUGAACAUGUACUCCCGACUUCCGCCGGAGCCUCAGAGAAAGGAGCCUGACGUUGACCUCUUUCCCGACACACAUGAUGAGGGCAAGAAGUCUGGUUUAUCGAGCUACCUGGACGAGUUUCUUAGUGCCAUCAAGAUCUUUGGCUAUUUGGAACGACAGGUCUUCCACGAGCUGACGAGGAGCAUGCAGACUCGUAAGCUCAUCGCUGGCGAGACCUUCAACCUGGAAGAGGAGAAGGGAUUUUGUAUCGUUGUGGACGGUCUAGUGGAGAUCUUUGUCAAAUCUGGCCGAAAUGCCAGAGCCAUGGACCCAGAUCCCUGCGAUAACUUCGGGCCCGAUUCUACCUAUCCUGGGGAAGAGGAAGACGUGUCGCUACAUGGACAGCAGAGAUAUCAACUUCUCACGGAAGUUCGCAAUGGAGCACCGAUGUCUUCUCUGUUCUCUAUCAUGUCGCUGUUCACAGAGGAUGUCAAACUUCGGUCGACGGAUGACGAAGCCCCUGAACCUACGGCAAGCAGCGCCGGUCUGAGAACAUCUCCAUUCUCACGCAACACCGGUUUCCGCCGUAUGCCUUCGGACCCCGCUAGCCCAUUCCCUGUCACGCCCGAGUUUCCCGAGAACGCGGAGGAGGGGUCUGGCGUGCGGAUUGAGGAGCCUCCGAAGCGGGCUGCUACGCCGAACUUGCCUGGUGGCGCAAGAAUCCCGCCCAUCUCUUUGGACAGCUCUGGAAGCGCCCGCCAACCCAAGCGUCCUACGCUUCAGAGUCGAGCAACGUCUGGCUCGGCCCAUCCGGACAUCAUCGCUAGAGCGACAGUUGACACGACCAUCGCUAUCAUUCCGGCCAGCGCCUUCCGCCGCCUGACCAAGGUCUAUCCCAAGGCAACCUCUCACAUCGUCCAGGUCAUCCUUUCCCGCUUCCAAAGAGUCACGUUGGCGACAGCUUACAACUAUUUGGGGCUCAUUGGUGAAGUGUUGCAGACCGAAAAAAAUAUGCUUUCCUUCACCACUUGCCAAUUGCCCAACAUGCUCCGUGGCGAUGCUCUUCAGCGCCUGAAGGAGAAAUUCGAUCGAGAGCGGGAGAGAGUUGGUGGUGAAUCUGAAAGCAAGGGCAUAGCGCUUCACAAUGCCAACGCUCAUCGUCGACGCAAAUCGACGUCUACCCUUCGAAAGGAUGCCGUGAAACACUCUAUGGCCACCAAGGAGAGGUCCUUUUCUCAAGUUGCGACGACCAUCGCACCACCAAGAGAGAGAGCUUCGACGCAUACAAGUCCUGGCGAUCUUUUGGCCAACAUCCAAUCCGCGAGAUACGCUGAUCAUCGACCGUCGGGCGGGAGUACUGGUCCCAUUGACGUUGCCGAUGUUCUUCGUCAUGAAGGAUCUAGCCCUCUCGCUCAGCGCUCGUUCAAACCCUUCUCGACCCAAAGACAUUCCCGAGCAUCAGUUGAUGGCAGAGAAUCUCUGGACGAAGACAAUCUCUUUCGUCAGUCAAUUCUCGAAUGCAUGUUUAAAGCGAUCGGUCUCAGCAGCAAUGGCAGCGUUUCACGUGAAGCCGAGUCUGUCGAAGGCUCCCCUCGGCUCUUCUCCUAUGACCAAAGACGGUCAAGACCAGGACCUGGCAACAAUGCAUUCGGCCUCAUGGGGCCUUUUGAUGCCUCUGGUGAUGGCGAUACAGAAUCGAUGACAUCUGGUGGGUUCACAUUGAAUACACCACCCAACGCACACCUUCUUGCGAACGACAUGAAGGAUGACGUUGAGAUCGUCUUUUUCCCCAAGGGAUCAGUAUUGGUUGAGCAAGGCGAACGCAACCCCGGUCUUUACUACGUGGUAGAUGGAUUCCUCGACAUUUGUACAUCCAAGGAGGAUUCUUCCGCGGACAUAUUGCAGUCUGCAAGCAGAACAUCGCUGCAUGCUGGUUACAUAGGGAUGGAUGGCUCUCCCGGAUUUUCCACGGACAAUAUGGACACCAAGACCAAGAAGCCAUACCGUCGCAGUGUAUCACUCAUCAAGCCCGGCGGACUCGCAGGAUACGUCGGCACUGUGUCGUCAUACCGAUCUUUCAUCGACGUGGUGGCCAAGACGGAUGUAUACGUCGGAUUCCUCCCACUAUCUGCUCUAGAACGGAUCGUUGAUCGUUAUCCUAUUGUCCUGCUGACAAUGGCCAAGCGAUUGACUAGCCUCCUGCCGCGUCUCAUUAUGCACAUUGACUUUGCUCUGGAUUGGGAGCAAGUUGAUGCUGGCCAGGUGCUUUUCCAUGAAGGCGAAGAAAGCGAGGCCAUCCACAUUGUCCUCAACGGUCGACUCCGUCUUGUUCAAGACAGGAAAGAUGGCGGUGUCAAUGUCCGAGCCGAGUACGGUCAAGGCGAGAGUGUUGGCGAGCUGGAGGUCUUGACCGAGUCCGUCAGACCCGGUACGCUUCAUGCUAUCCGACAAACUGAGUUGGUCAAGUUCCCGCGCACACUGUUCAACAGCCUUGCUCAGGAGCAUCCGAACAUCACAAUCAAGAUUUCCAAAAUCAUCGCGUCGCGCAUGAGGAACCUCGUUGACGACCCUUCUCAGCUCCUCUCCAAAGAGGUGGGUAACACGAACACGAUCACUAAGGGCUCGUCUUCCCUUAACCUGAGGACAGUCGCUAUCCUGCCUGUCACUUCUGGUGUUCCUGUAGUGGAGUUCGGCAACCGCCUGAUGAACGCCUUGGCUCAGGUUGGCCCUGCAAAUGGCGCCACCUCUCUUAACCAGUCCGCAAUUCUCAACCAUCUCGGCAAACAUGCAUUCAAUAAGAUGGGCAAGCUCAAGCUUUCUCAAUACUUGGCUGACCUGGAAGAGAAGUACGGUCUGGUUGUCUACGUCGCAGAUACCAAUGUCAACUCCCCAUGGACUCAGACAUGCAUCACGCAAGCUGACUGCAUCCUGCUAGUGGGUCUUGCCGAGGGCUCCCCCGAGAUUGGUGAGUACGAGCGGUUUAUGCUGGGAAUGAAGUCGACAGCGAGGAAGCUCCUCGUUCUUCUCCAUCCCGAAAGAUACUCUCAAUCGGGCUUAACCAGAGCUUGGUUGAGGAACCGUAUGUGGAUCAAUGGCGGACACUACCACGUUCAAAUGCCUCUCGGACCUAACAUCCUUCCCGCGCAUCCGCCUUCCAAGAGGACUAGCACGACUCUGAAGGAGAGAGUCCAGAUCAUCCAGGCGGAGAUCCAGAAGUACACUUCGAGGAAGACAAGACACAGCGCGUUCUACUCUCCAGACGCGCCGUUCAAGGGUGAUUUCCACCGUCUGGCCCGACGGCUUUGUGGCAAGUCUGUUGGUUUGGUCCUUGGUGGAGGCGGAGCUCGAGGCUUGACCCAAAUCGGCAUUAUCCAGGCCAUGGAAGAAUCCGGUAUUCCCAUUGAUGUUGUCGGUGGAACUUCGAUCGGAUCCUUCAUAGGUGCCCUUUAUGCCCGCCAUGCCGACGUUGUUCCGAUUUUCGGUCUCGCCAAGAAGUUUGCGGGCCGCAUGGCCAGUAUGUGGCGUUUCGCGCUGGACCUCACGUACCCAACUGCUUCGUACACCACUGGGCACGAGUUCAAUCGUGGCAUCUUCAAAGCAUUCGGCAAGACUCAGAUUGAGGAUUUCUGGCUAGAGUACUACUGCAACACGACAAACAUCAGUAAAAGUCGAAUUGAGUACCACACUAGCGGCUACGCAUGGAGAUACAUCAGAGCAUCGAUGUCCCUGGCUGGUCUGCUUCCACCACUGUGCGAUGAAGGCAACAUGCUUCUGGAUGGCGGUUAUAUUGAUAACCUAACCGUCUUGCAUAUGAAGAGGCUGGGUGUGGAUACUAUCUUCGCAGUGGACGUUGGUGCUCUCGAUGAUGACACCCCACAGGCGUAUGGUGAUUCACUUUCGGGUGUGUGGGCAUUUUGGAACAGGUGGAACCCGUUCUCGGGUACGCCCAAUCCUCCGACGUUGGCGGAGAUCCAGGCUAGACUGGCUUACGUGUCUAGCGUCGACGCCUUGGAAAGGGCGAAGACCAUGCCCGGCUGCUUCUACAUGCGACCUCCCAUCGACGACUAUGGUACGCUCGACUUUGGCAAAUUUGACGAGUUGUACCAAAUGGGCUACAAAUAUGGGCAGGGCUUCCUGCAAAAAUUAAGAGAUGAUGGUGCGCUGCCUUUUAUGGAAGAGACCGAGGCUAAGAAGGCGAUGCGGAGGACCAUGGCGCCCAGAAGAGCCAGCAUCUAG